AUGGCCACUCGAUUCGAAUUCUCCAACUUGCUAGGGACCGUUUACCGCCAGGGAAAUGUUAUCUUUACACCUGACGGACAGAGCGUGAUUAGUCCGGUUGGAAAUCGAGUUUCGAUUUUUGAUCUUGUCAACAACAAAUCUAGGACUUUGAAUUUUCAGAACCGAAAGAACAUCCGCCGGAUAUCCUUGUCACCCGAUGGAAAACUCCUGAUUAGUGUAGAUGAUGACGGACGAGCACUAUUGGUUAACUUCAAACAAUCAGUGGUAUUGCAUCACAUAAACUUCAAAGGCAGGGUUGAAGACAUAAAAUUCUCGCCAGAUGGCAAAUAUAUCCUCGUCACUCAUGGCCAACACGCUCAGAUAUGGCUGACACCAUCCCAUCAAGUCAAAUCAUUCGCCCCUUUUCACCUACAUCGAACUUACACUGGACAUUUUGACGACGUGAUAUCCGUAACAUGGUCCGCGUGCUCAAGCUACUUCCUAACGACCAGCAAAGAUAUGAGCAGUAGGAUGUACACUGUGAACCCAGUCGAGGAUUUUAGACCUAGAACAUUCACUGGCCACAAGGAAUCAGUCCUUGGAGCUUGGUUUACUGGUAAAAUCGGCGAUGUGAAUGAUGAGCCAAGAGUGAUAACCGUCAGCAAAGAUGGAGCUUGUUUUGUCUGGCGAAAUAAAGACGAGCCAGAAGAUUCAGACGACGACACAGACUCAGAAGACCAGAAAAUGACUUCAUCGGCUCCCGUCUCCAAGGCUCCUGUUAGCGAUCCCUUGGCUCGAGUCCGAUGGGGAAUUUCAACACGGCAUUUUUUUAAUGUUCCAGGCACAUAUGUCACCACUUGCACUUUUCAUCCUGCCAACAACCUUCUGAUUGUUGGAUUCUCCAAUGGAGUGUUUGGUCUAUACGAGGUUGGAAAGGAAGUCGGCUCGUUCAUCAAUAUCCAUUCACUCUCCAUCUCUCAGGAAAAUAUCACUAGUGUCUCCAUCGAUCCAACAGGUCAAUGGCUAGCCUUUGGUGCUUCAAAACUCGGCCAAUUGUUAGUGUGGGAAUGGCAAAGCGAGAGUUAUAUCUUGAAACAACAGGGUCACUACUUUGAUAUGAACACCUUGGCCUUUUCAACUGACGGACAAAACAUCGUAACAGGAGGAGAUGAUGGCAAAGUUAAAGUUUGGAAUGCGAAUUCUGGUUUCUGCUAUGUCACUUUCACCGAACAUCAAUCUGCAAUCUCGGCUGUUGAGUUCGCCAAACAAGGAUCGGUGAUCUUUUCCGCCUCCCUGGACGGUACGAUCCGUGCUUUUGAUCUUUCUCGGUAUCGUAAUUUCAAAACCUUCACCUCACCAACACCUGUCCAGUUUACUGCUCUCGCUGUGGAUCCGUCGGGGGAAGUAGUAGUAGGUGGUGGAACAGGGGAAGGUUUUGAAAUCUUUGUGUGGUCCGUUCAGACCGGCAAGCUAGUAGAUAUCAUGUCAGGGCACGAAGGUCCUAUCUCUGCUUUAGCAUUUUCCCCUCUGGGUGAUAAAAUAGUUAGUAUCAGUUGGGAUAAGACAUUGCGGAUUUGGGAGAUGUACGGACGUAAGACUACAGUUGAACCGUUUCAAUUACCCUCGGAUGGUCUAGCGGUAGCCUUUCGUCCUGAUGGAUUAGAAAUCGCAGCCUCGACGUUGGAUGGUCAGAUAGCUUUUUUUGAUGUGAUUAACGGUAGCCAGAAAUCAUUGAUCGAAGGACGAAAGGAUGUGUCCGGUGGCCGAAAGUUUGAUGAUCGUGUGACUGCUGCAAACAGUGCGAGUGGUAAAAGCUUUAACAGUCUUUGUUAUACUGCUGAUGGACUACGGUUAAUUGCUGGAGGAAAUAGCAAAUAUGUUUGUCUUUAUGAUUGUCGUGAUGGGAUGUUACUGAAACGAUUUGAGAUCUCUGCAAACUUGAGUCUCGAUGGUACAGAAGAAUUCUUAGAUAGCAGAAAGUUAUUAAGCUCAGGUGUACCACUUGAUGAGAUCAACGAUACUGGAGAUCUUUCAGAUUUGGACGACCGUCUGGAUGCGAACAAAGUCUUACCUGGAUCAAAAGGUGGGGAUAUGUCAAGAAGAAAAUACAAGCCAGAAAUCAGAACUAAGGCAGUAAAGUUUUCUCCGACUGGUCGCACUUGGGGUGCUGCUUCUACGGAUGGUUUACUACUUUAUUCAUUAGAUGAGACAGUUCAUUUCGAUCCUUUUGAUCUAUCACUCGAAAUCACACCACAAUCGAUUCUUGAAAGUGUCCGAUGUAAAGAGUUCCUCAAGGCUUUAGUGAUGGCUUUUAGAUUAAAUGAACAUAAAAUGAUCAAGCUCGUAUACCAAACUGUUUCUUUUGAUCAGAUCAAAGUUGUAGCUUCUCAAUUACCAAAGGUCUAUGUAUCUAAGCUUAUGGGAUUUGUCGCCCAAGAGGUUACAGAUAGUAGCUCAAAUCGUAUCGAAUUCAAUUUGAUAUGGAUCAAUAGUAUCCUUUCAGCUCAUGGCCGAUACCUGAAAGCAAAUUCACACGAGGUCGCCCCUGUGAUGAGAUCUGUUCAAAAGGCCUUACUGGAUACCCAUUCAUCGGUUGCCAAACUAUCUAAUUCGAAUACGCACAUGAUGCGUUACUUGAUUGAUCAGGCUUCUCAUAGUAAACAAUUGGCAGAGUCUGAUCGAUUGGAAACUUUGGAUCUGAUGGUUGAAUAG
This is a messenger RNA of Melampsora larici-populina 98AG31, 2691 nucleotides long. RefSeq lists its product as uncharacterized. Gene Ontology annotation, molecular function: protein binding. Gene Ontology annotation, cellular component: small-subunit processome; Pwp2p-containing subcomplex of 90S preribosome. The transcript has 6 exons. Gene Ontology annotation, biological process: ribosomal small subunit assembly; maturation of SSU-rRNA from tricistronic rRNA transcript (SSU-rRNA, 5.8S rRNA, LSU-rRNA). NCBI's taxonomy places the organism in Eukaryota, Fungi, Basidiomycota, Pucciniomycetes, Pucciniales, Melampsoraceae. Bases 1 to 2691 code for a protein of 896 amino acids. The record is from RefSeq and is a predicted model, not a curated record.